Messenger RNA from Saccostrea cuccullata (small rock oyster), 1014 nucleotides. RefSeq names its product nuclear valosin-containing protein-like. The annotation marks the transcript as partial. The transcript has 7 exons. The record is from RefSeq and is a predicted model, not a curated record. Lineage: Eukaryota; Metazoa; Mollusca; Bivalvia; Ostreida; Ostreidae.
GUUUCGAAUUUGGCUGUUUUCACACCAACAAGGUGCAGUAAAUGUUUCCUAAACAGCUCAGUCUUAUUUCGUACGAAUAAGAAAUAAUGAUGAAACGUAAACUUAACGAUGGUAGAGGCGCACAGAAUCCCGAGCAAAAGCGACCAAGAAGCCAGACCAGUUAUAUAGGAGAUCCACGACUGAUCCCACGUGUAAGACAGUAUUUGAAUGCUCAGAAGUCAAAAAACGUGAAUCUGCGGUCAAUGGCAGAGGACCUACAGAGGCAGUAUGGGGAAUAUGGAAGAAAAAAGAAGAAUGCAUUUUAUAAAUCGGUAGAAAAAGCAUAUGAAUUGAUAAAAGGAAAGGAAGUGGAUAAUUUGUCCAGACUGGAGCAAAAACAUCUCAGCAAGCGUAGAACUUCAUCCUCCAGUGAUUCAGACUCAGGUUCUGAUGUUAUAGCUGAUGACAGUGAUGUCAGUUUUUCUGAUGACAACCCCAACUAUAUAAACUACCAGGAUUCUAAUGCUAUGAACAGCAUGAUGGCAAGCAUUUACAGAAACAUGUCAGCACCUAGCACGUCCACCAUGCCUCCCUUAUCUCUUGGUCCUGGUCCCCUUGUCUUAGAUCCUGGGUACAGGAGUCCACCCUCGGCUGGGGCGGAUGCUUGUAUCACUAUAGACGAUUCCUCAGAAUCAGACCAGGAGGUGGCCUCCACCAGCCAGGGUCCUAGCACAGCCUUCUUUGUGGAUCGAGUGGGAGAGAGACCACAGUCAAAGAAGGACACUGACUUUACUGAUCCCAGUCCCCAGGGUAAGGCACCUGAUGUGUCUGUCUGUCAGUCACCUGCUCCCCUUGUAGAGGUACAACAGGGGGGUCAGAAGAGGGAGAGGUCUGAGAAGACAAGUAAUAAGACCGAAGUCAGCGCCAAGGGAAAAGAGACCGAGGAUGUGAGCUCAGGGAGGAAAACUCCUAAAGCAAAUAAGUUGAAGAAAUCCAGUGCAGAGGGAGAAAGAAAAGAGAAAAAAUCUAAGUCAG